AUGGCCGAGGUACCGUUGAUGGACGACUUUGCAGCGACACUUGACACAACGCGCGAGGCCCUGGGUAUGGACAUCGGCACGACUCUGUUCGAAGCUGGUUUUACCUCUAUGCAUGUGUUGAAGCUCAAAUUCCGCCUGGAUAAGAGACUGUGCACCAGCAUGCCCGUCAUAGAGAUCAUGAAACACCCCACCCCGCGUGGGCUCACGGCCAUGUUCGGCGGCAGAAAACAGUCCAGUACUCCUCCCUCUACGCUCAAUGAAGGAAACCAACUAAAUCCGGACGACCCCGUUCUCAUCCACGCUGGCGUGGGCGAGAUCCACCUCUUCAUCAGUCUGGCGCAGCACAUCGCCGCGAACGACCGGCCCGUCUACGCCAUACGGCCGCCCGGGUUCAAGCCGGGCCAUGUCCCCUCCGGUAACAUCGCGGAGGACAUGGACACGUACGUGACCACGACCCGGGCACGCCAGCCCCGCGGUCCCUACGCGUUUGCGGGGUACAGCUACGGCGCGAUGCUGGCGUUCGAGACGGCCAAGCGCCUAGACGGUACAGCCGAUGUUGGCAAAGGCCAGACGGUGCGCUUCCUCGGAUCCUUCAACUUACCGCCGCAUAUCAAGACCCUCAUGCGCUGGCUGUGCUGGAACAGUUGUCUAGUACACCUUGCGAAUUUCGUGGGGCUCGCGACGGAGGACUUUCUAGAGAAGAAGGACGCCAGUGGUUUAUACCGCCAGCUACCGAAAGCCGAAGCAUUGGAAUGCAUAAUGAACGCCGCGGACAAGGCCCGGUUGAGAGCAUCGGCUUUGGUCCGGACUCAGCAUGGCGACGGAGUAUGA
Molecule: messenger RNA, 831 nt
Organism: Diaporthe batatas
Lineage: Eukaryota; Fungi; Ascomycota; Sordariomycetes; Diaporthales; Diaporthaceae
Exons: 3
Coding region: 1-831 (276 amino acids)
Biological process (GO): biosynthetic process
Molecular function (GO): phosphopantetheine binding
Source: RefSeq, a predicted model, not a curated record